GACAGCCUGGAAGAGGCACUGCUGCUAACUUCUUGUCGCCGGCUCCUGACCCCUCCCAGGACCCGUGAUGCCGAGGCAGCUGCAAGGGGCGACGAACAGUCGGGGUUGAGCCCCGAGUGAGCUGAGGGCUCGCGCUCUUCUAGUCUCCUGGGCCUGCCCCACCUGAAGAAAUGAGUGGUGGAUUGGCCCCAAGUAAAAGCACAGUGUAUGUAUCCAACCUGCCCUUUUCCCUGACCAACAAUGACUUAUACCGGAUAUUUUCCAAGUAUGGCAAAGUUGUAAAGGUUACUAUAAUGAAAGAUAAAGAUACCAGGAAGAGUAAAGGGGUUGCAUUUAUUUUAUUUUUGGAUAAAGACUCUGCACAAAACUGUACCAGGGCAAUAAACAACAAACAGUUAUUCGGUAGAGUGAUAAAAGCAAGCAUUGCUAUUGACAAUGGAAGAGCAGCUGAGUUCAUCCGAAGACGAAACUACUUUGAUAAAUCUAAGUGUUAUGAAUGUGGGGAAAGUGGACACUUAAGUUAUGCCUGUCCUAAAAAUAUGCUUGGAGAACGUGAACCUCCAAAGAAGAAAGAGAAAAAGAAAAAAAAGAAAAUUCCUGAACCAGAAGAAGAAAUUGAAGAAGUAGAAGAAAGUGAUGAUGAAGGGGAAGAUCCUGCUCUUGACAGCCUCAGUCAGGCCAUAGCUUUCCAGCAAGCCAAAAUUGAAGAAGAACAAAAAAAAUGGAAACCCAGUUCAGGGGGUCCCUCAACAUCAGAUGAUUCAAGACGCCCAAGGAUAAAGAAAAGCGCAUAUUUCAGUGAUGAGGAGGAACUUAGUGAUUAAAAUUAUAUAUAUUAUGUCAAUAUCAUUAAAAAAUUUUUAAAUCUUGGAGUACCAAGUUCCAUUGGGACUAAAGAUUACUUUUAGAAUUUGAACGUAAGAACACUUAGUACCAAAUAGUUUUUUACUUUAAAAUUGUUCAUAGGAAAUUGAAAAGUAAUUUUAAAGUAUCAUGUUUAUCUUGCAUCAAGAUUUGCUAAUAAUCAUUAAUCUUGAAAACAGUUCAUUUGAAUAAAAAAGAAAACUUAAUACUACCAUAAUAAUGCUAUUGCCAUCCCAAGAAAAAAGGUAGAUAAGUAAAAAGAUUUGUUUGAGAAGUUCAUUAUAAAAGUUUAUUCAUGAUUGGCUUAUUUGAAGACUUUUGAAAUAAAUUUCAUCUUUAAAACAAAAACCUCUUAAAGACUGAAAAGGUUGAAUGAUUUAUUGUUAUUAAUGUAAAUAAAAUUUUCUCAAGAGAAUUUUAUUUUUAAAUGUAGGUGUUUUUGUCAUCUUAUUUCUUUUAGCUUUAUCCCAAUCUGGAUACAUUGUAAUUACCCAUAAAAUUUAAAGUAAAGUAGCUCUCAAAGGCUUGUAACCGAAGAGCAGUAAUUUGUCCUUUGGCACAAAGUUCCAUUCCCCAAAAACAGCCAGCUUCUAUAUUUGUGUCUUUUCACGUGUACAUACAUCUUGCUAAAUAAAAUACAUAUAUUUCUGCCACUUAAUCCAUAAAAGGAUGAAGGAAGACUUUUCAAUCUCCUAUACUCCCCUCUGCCCUCCUCCACCUUCCCAACAUGGCUAUUUUUAAAUUUUUGGUUAAAUCCAUAUUUUAUUGUUUUUAUUUUAGGACCGUCGAAAUACUGUUCACUUCAGAGCUAAUGAGUGUGCUAUGGUUACAUUUUUCCUAGAGUUAAUAAUUGCCUUAUUUUUUUCAUGUAUUAUAUUUCUUUGUUUUUAUGACUGAAGCUUCCCAUACCUUUUGCAGAUGGUUAUAUGGGAAUGGGAUUAUGGAGCCAUU
Molecule: messenger RNA, 1815 nt
Organism: Physeter macrocephalus (sperm whale)
Lineage: Eukaryota; Metazoa; Chordata; Mammalia; Artiodactyla; Physeteridae
Gene: ZCRB1
Product: zinc finger CCHC-type and RNA binding motif containing 1
Exons: 8
Coding region: 171-824 (217 amino acids)
Biological process (GO): mRNA splicing, via spliceosome
Cellular component (GO): U12-type spliceosomal complex
Molecular function (GO): RNA binding; zinc ion binding
Source: RefSeq, a predicted model, not a curated record